AUGACUCGAGCCUACAUCACAGCCAUUCCCAUCGGCGUGGUGAUGAAGAAGGCCGGCUAUUCGGGAUUCACGCAGGACUACUUCUUGGGUCGCAGCAGGGUGGAACCGGGAGACGAGCUCCUCGCUCUCAUCGCCGAGCACAUCUUCCCCGGCGUCGACGACCUCCUCAAGAAGGCAGAAGAACUCGCGAAGAAGGGGUCCAACGCCGACAUUGCGGCCGUGCAUUUCUGGCGCACCCUUGUGAUGUUCCGCCGCAUUGUCGCCGAGGACCUCGCGGUGAAACUCGUCCGCACCCCUUGGCACCCGUACGUCCAGUAUUCCAAGCUCUGCCGGAUUCCCCUCUUCCAGCACUGGGCGAAGAGGGUCGAGAAGACCGACACCGACACCAUAAAAAAGCGGCAAGAUCCAACCCUCAUCCAGCCAGAGGGUAAGGGCGUCAAAGGGCUCGGCAAGAUGGAAGUUUCCAAGCUUCGUGCCGCCCGUGCGUUCGUGGCGCGCGGGUUCAAGCCCGAAACAUGGGUCGCCAACCUGUUCCCGGACACCUGGGUUGAGCAGAUGAAGAAGACGUUGGCCGACCUGGCCCGCGAAAACAACGCCGGGCAGCUGCCUCUGACCCAUAAGUCGACCAAGCGCAAGAAGACCGCGUGA
Closterium sp. NIES-65 is the source of this 648-nucleotide messenger RNA. The record is from the annotation of a GenBank genome assembly. Lineage: Eukaryota; Viridiplantae; Streptophyta; Zygnematophyceae; Desmidiales; Closteriaceae.